Messenger RNA from Oryza brachyantha (malo sina), 4373 nucleotides. Its product is annotated as pentatricopeptide repeat-containing protein At5g62370. NCBI's taxonomy places the organism in Eukaryota, Viridiplantae, Streptophyta, Magnoliopsida, Poales, Poaceae. Gene Ontology annotation, molecular function: protein binding. The record is from RefSeq and is a predicted model, not a curated record. The coding region runs from base 153 to 2945 and encodes 930 amino acids. The transcript has 8 exons.
CUUUGACUCGCCUCGCACCCUCUCCCUCUUUCUCUCUCUCGCGAGUCUGCCCAAAUCUCUUGGAAGGGUGCGCAGCCGGCGGCGAGCGGAGGUUCUGCUUACGCUCACGCCGUUGCGGGGCCGCCGCCUCGGGUCGAGUCGGCGCCCGCGCCAUGUGCGCCCGUGCGGCGGCCCACUGCGCGUCCAGCUCCCACGCCUCGCACUGCGCCGACCUCCUCUCCCGGCUGCUCCGCCGCGGCCGCCUCCGGGAAGCGCGCGCCGUGGCAUCCCGCCUCGCCGACGGCCCCAUCGACCCGGCCGUCUCCGACGCGCUCGUGGCCUGCCACUCCCGCCUCGGGGACGUCUCCUCCGCGCUGUCCCACUUCCAGCACCUCGUCCAGUCGGGCGGCGCCCCCUCGGCCGCCUCCAGCGCCGCUCUCCUCCGCGCAAUGUGCUCCGCCUCCAUGUCCACGGAGGCAAUGGACAUCUUCGUGCUCUGGAUGGACAACCCCUCGCCUUUGCCCAUCUCAGAGUUCGGCCUUCUCAUCCCCGGGCUGUGCUCCGAGGGAGCUGUCGACAAGGCUCGCUUCCUGUUCGACGCAAUGCUUGGCUCGGAAUUGACGCCCCCCGUCCGCGUCUACAGGUCGCUUGCCUUCGCAUACUGCAAGGCGAGGCGCUCCCUCGAUGCCAGCGAGAUGUGCCAGCUGAUGCUCAGCAAAGGGAUGUAUCUAGACAGGGAGCUUGGCACAGCGCUCAUCCGGGUAUUUUGCCAGCAAGGGCGGUUGGAACCAGCACUGGAUGUGUUCCAUAGGAUGAAGGGGGAUGAGCAUGUUGAGUUGGAUGCAUACGCUUACACAACCAUGAUAGGGGGAUUGUUUGAACACGGGUAUGUCGAUCAUGGCCUGGAGCUGUACCAUGAGAUGAUGGACAGGGGCAUUCAGCCCGACGCAGUAACCUACAGUGUGAUGAUCAAGUGGUAUUGUAAGAGCAAGUGGGUUGCUACUGCCAUGGAUAUCUACAAAGUGAUGAUAAGGACAGGUGUUGCACCUGACUUGAGGUGCUACACUAUUCUGAUGGCAUCGCUCUGCAAGGAUGGGAAGUUGGGUGAGGCUGAGUAUCUGUUUGAUAAUAUGCUGGAGAGUGGCCUUCUCCCUGACCAUGUUAUGUUUAUUUCGAUAGCAAAGUUCUUCCCCAAGGGCUCGGUGGUUGUAUUUGUGCAGAAAGCAUUGAAGGCUGUUACCAAGUUGGAUUGUAGUGGCAAGCUGCUGGAGCUUUCUUCGCUUGCAGGUGGGUGCUCGGACAUGAGUUUACAGAAGGAGGCUGACCAUCUUCUUGACGAAAUAGUGAGAAGUAAUGUGCUCCCUGUUAAUACUGUUUUCAAUUUGAUGAUAGUUGCCAUGUGCUCAGAGGGGAGGCUAGAUGCCUCGUACUAUCUAUUGGAGAAGUUGGUGGCUUAUGGCUGUGAGCCUUCUGUCUUAACAUACAAUAUUGUGAUAAAAUGCCUGUGUGAGCAAAAGCGUAUGGAUGAUGCUAGGAGACUCAUUACUCUUAUGCAGAGCAGGGGUGUCAGACCUGAUAUAUCCACAAAUUCAAUCAUGGUAACAGCAUAUUGUAAGAUUGGUGAUAUAGAAAGUGCACUUCGUCUGUUUGAUGAAAUGGCCAAGGAUGGGAUAGAGCCUUCUAUUGCAGUAUAUGAUUCCAUUAUAGCAUGCUUGUGUAGAAUGAAGCACUUUAAAGAAGCGGAGGUUACACUCCGCCAAAUGAUUGGUGAAGGAUUGCCACCAGAUGAGGUUAUUUACACAUCACUUCUUAAUGGAUAUUCCACCACAAAGCAAACAAGGAAUGCAUGCCGUAUUUUUGAUGAAAUGCUAGAGUGUGGUUUACAACCUGGUUCCCAUGCUUAUGGUUCCCUUAUAAAUGGCCUGGUAAAGGAAAACAAAUUCAGAACGGCUCUCUAUUAUUUGGAAAGGAUGCUGGAGGAGGGUAUCGCACCACAAACAGUCAUCUAUACAAUGCUUAUAAAUCAGUUUUUCAGGAAAGGGGAUGUAAGAUUAGGUUUAGACCUUGUUGUUUUGAUGAUGAAAAGCCAUGUUGAACCUGAUCUCAUCACCUAUGGUGCUUUAAUUACUGGCAUUUGCCGAAAUGUAGAUCGCCGAGACAUGAGACCAUCUUUGCCAAAAAAACUGAAGGAAGCAAGGUAUAUGCUAUUUAGAUUGCUGCCACAAAUCAUUGAUACAAGAAAGGGAAAACAGAAGGACAAAUACAUCUCUACGGAAGAAAAGAUUCAGGCUGCUCAGAGUAUAAUUCAGGAUCUUACAGAAAGUGGGAUGAUGCCUGAUUUACAUAUUUAUAAUGGGAUGCUUAAUGGCCUUUGUAGAGCCAACAAGAUGGAUGAUGCUUACAAUCUCUUAUCAGCGAUGGAACAAGCUGGUGUUCUUCCCAAUCAUGUGACUUAUACAAUACUCAUGAAUAAUCAAAUAAAAUCAGGAGACAGCAACCGUGCUAUCCAACUAUUUAACUCAUUGAACAGCAAUGGCUGCAUUUUUGAUGAUAUAACAUACAAUAGUUUUAUUAAGGGGCUUUCUCUUGCUGGAAGAACGAAAGAAGCACUGUCGUUUUUGUUGAUGAUGCAGAAAAGAGGCUUCGUACCUAGUAAAGCUUCCUAUGACAAACUAAUAGAGCUUCUUCUUACUGAAAAUGAAAUUGAUCUUGUCAUACAGUUAUUUGAGAAUAUGUUUGUCCAGGGCUAUACUCCACGAUAUUUCAACUACACUUCUUUGCUAUUAGUACUUGCAAAAGAUGGCCGGUGGAGUGAGGCUGACAAGAUUUUUAGGAUGAUGCUGAAGAAAGGGAGGUAUCUUGAUACAGAAACAAAGAAAUGUUUAGAGGAGCAAUGCUAUAAACAGGGGGAGCUUGAUUUAGCCUUUGAAAUGGAGGGUAGCAUGCCUUUAUAUGCAGUAGGAUAAUGGUUGUAUGCUACAGAAAUAAUCAAGUACUGUAGCAACUACCAGAACUACAUGAAGUUCUUGAAGGUUUCGGAAGGUGAGAGGCCUCUGAUAGUAUCAAAGAGGAAAGCUGCGAGCAGAUGCUAGCAAUGGCACUAUGCAGCUGUGCAGGUGUUCAUAAAUAGGCGGGAGAUCAAAGAGAGAUCUUAGGAUGAUUAAGGGCCAGGGGAUCAUGUGGCCUUGAAUGCAUUCCACUGUCUUAUUGUUGAGAUCAUCUGCUUCGUACUUUCAGCAGGUCUCAUCUAUUGGCAGUUCAUUGGGCAACAAUACAUAAAGCUAUAGCACAAGUAACCGAGUGGUGAACAAGUUCUGGUAUUUCACAUAGCUACAAGGUCCACUGGGUCUGGAAAACCUUAGUCUAUGUGUGGUUACAGGCAAACUAUGUCUUUCCUUUUCCAUGAAUGCUGAGCUAAGCCAUAUAAUUCCUCCGAGGAGAUUCUUGAGUCUGUAUCAAGGGAUUCGCAUGUCAUGGUGCAUGUGAAAACAGUUAGGCAUGAAGGAGGAUGGUAUGAUGUUGUUCUUCUACUAAUGGAUCUUGGCUGUACUUCUGUUUUUCCCUUGACCUGGUUCAGCUUCCCAAUCAAUUUUGUCUAAUAGGUGGAAUGUUGAUUGAAAUGAAGACACUGAGUCAGAGUAUGGACGACUUGUUGGCACAGCCAGGUGCUAUGCACCUAUUGGUACACUUAGACCAAUGUUUGUGAGGAAACUCCAACUUCGGCGUACUUGGCUUCUGACUACUCUUUGGUUCCAUUGAAACAACACAAUGGGAAUAUGCUGUCUGCAUGCCUUCCGCCAUCUCAAUGUUCAGAUGCAAAAUGUCAGCCAAGGCCAGAGCACCUCCCCAAGUAUGAAGAGCAGCCACCUGCUAUGCCUGAUUAUUUCGAUCCAAAUUUUGCUGACCAUCUACACCAUAGUUCCAAUGGGCCUCAGCUAUCAGUUAUUCAUUGGGCAACAAUGCUUACAAGCAAUGGAGUAAGCAUGAGGACCAUAGUAAGUUCCCAGGGUUCAGUUGGACUAGACCCUGAUGUGUCUUCCCCAAGGGAUUCCAGGUUCAGUUGGACUGGAUCUAGGGGAGCUCUAUGGGUACAUGAGUACAUCUCUUUCCCUCAUUCAAAAUACACACUAAAUCUGCUAGAUUACCCUGAAUGUAUGUAUGACUUGGACAUACCUCUGGAAGCUUAAGAAGCUAAUCUUCGUAUACCAUAAUUCUCUUCGGUUGAGGUUGAUCAUCUGCAACUUUUUAUUUGCAUGUUGUUUUCUGAAUGUAAUAUCAUAGCUACAAAAAUCAGAACCCUCCACACUUGGAAUUGACUAUCUGGAAUUCUCUAAUUCUCUUUGUAUAUGAUGACAUGUGAAUGACAUAAUCUAACAUAUUUGUGCAGCACAGGA